This is a messenger RNA of Aspergillus tubingensis, 1302 nucleotides long. Its product is annotated as terpene synthase family protein. The record is from RefSeq and is a predicted model, not a curated record. NCBI's taxonomy places the organism in Eukaryota, Fungi, Ascomycota, Eurotiomycetes, Eurotiales, Aspergillaceae. The transcript has 4 exons. The coding region runs from base 1 to 1302 and encodes 433 amino acids.
AUGGGCAAGCCAUGGAUCCUGCCCAGCAUCCUCAAAUCCAUUACAGGAACACCUCCCCCGUGCACAGAAGGCAAUCGGGAAAAGUCAACAAGCCCCCUCAUCCGGUCUAUCCACUAUGCCUUCGACCCCGUUCCCUCCGAUCACGACGUCCCCACCUCAUCCGACUUCUUCCCUCAACUCCGCGAAUGCCUCCAACACCCCCCACACGAUGAAUGCGUCUACAUCCAGCCCACAGACCUCCGAGUCCCAUGGCCAACCUCAUUCCCUGCAGCUGUACAAUGCAAACACUGGCAGGAAGUCGAGCAAUCCGCCCGCGAACUGUUGGACGAGAUUGUCUCCGAGAUACAGAAAGAGGCCCAGAGCCGCUCACAAAGUCAAGAUAAGAGUGGUGGUCGUCUGCUAAGUACACAGCUUGGAGCAUCGCCGGAUGCUCUUCCACAGAAGAAGUUGCAUGAGGUGCUUGAGACGGCGGUGACGGGGACUAUUUAUAUGUUUCCGGCGGCGAAUGUGGCGCGUGCGAGGAUCAUGGCCAAGGCCAUUUUGUUGAUUUUCUUGCAUGAUGAUGUGGUGGAGGCACAUGACGGGUCUGAUGCUGGAGAAACCUUUCUGGAUCUACUUCUACAAUCGGACCGGUUACCGCAAACACCCCCACCUGAAGGAGAUACUGAGCCAGGUCUCCCCUGGAGACAACGUAUUCUGCGCGAAUUCGUGAACGAAGUCUUGACCGAAGAUCCCAUCUCAGGGCUGGAGCUCCUCCAGGGCCUGAAGAUCUGGUCUCAACAUACCCGCUCGCAUAUCCUGAAAGACCAAGACCAGAUGGCAAACUACACAAACCUCCAAGACUAUGUAGAAUACCGCAUGGAUGAUCUCGCCGCUGACUUCGACCACGCGGCCAUACAUUUCACCACCAACGUCCACCCCACUGAGACCGAAAUAGCCGGCCUCUCCACCAUUCGCCGUCUAUACCUCAUCCAUGCCUCCUUGACCAACGACCUGUACAGCUAUGCCAAGGAGCUCCAUGACCUACAAACUCGUGGCUGCACCAUGAUCAACAGCGUCCGUGUGCUGCAAAAUAACAUGAUGGUCGGGGAUGACACGGCGAAGGGAAUCCUGCGCCGCAUUCUGCUUGAUGUAGAACGUCAGUUGCAUGCUGAGCAGCAGCGCCUGAGGAUGGAUGCGGCGACUACAGAGACGCAGAAUAUCAUUGCUCAGGCGGUGGUGCAGAGCUUGGCAGGCAAUUUGUUCUAUUCUGCUACUACGUAUCGGUAUGCGAGGGUUGUGGAGGGGGCGAAGUUGGAGUAG